AUGGCUUCCCCCCAAGAGCACCACCUCUUCCACUCGUCAAUUGCCGACCACUCCUUUUCUGCCGACAAGCAGACGCUGGCUGUGGCUCGGGAGAACAAUGUGGAGCUCUACCGCAUGUCAGGCAACAAGUUCUCGCUGAGCGACGAACUCAAGGGCCACGAAAAGACCGUCACCGGUGUCGACAUUGCUCCCAACACUGGCCGCAUUGUGACCUGCUCGCAGGACCGCAACGCCUAUGUCUGGGAGCAGACUCCCGACGGCUGGAAGCCCACCCUGGUCCUCCUUCGAAUCAACCGCGCCGCCACUUUUGUGCGCUGGUCCCCCUCGGAGCAGAAGUUUGCCGUGGGCUCCGGAGCCCGCGUGAUUGCCGUCUGCUACUUCGAGGAGGAGAACGACUGGUGGAUCUCCAAGCACUUGAAGAAACCCAUCCGCAGCACCAUCACGACGCUCGCCUGGCACCCGAACUCUGUGCUCCUGGCCGCCGGGUCCACAGACUCGCACGCGAGAGUCUUCUCCAGCUUCAUCAAGGGCGUGGAUGCCCGCCCCGAGCCGAGCGCAUGGGGCGAGCGCCUCCCCUUCAACACGAUCUGUGGUGAAUACCUGAAUGACUCGGCCGGGUGGAUCCAGGGUGCCUGUUUUUCGCCAAGUGGAAAUGCGCUCGCCUUUACCGGGCAUGACAGCAGCGUCACGGUCGUGUACCCCAGCGCGCCGGAGCAGCCUCCCCGGGCGAUGCUCAACAUCUCCACCCGUCUCUUGCCUCUGAACAGCCUGAUCUGGAACGGCGAGAACGAGAUUAUUGCCGCCGGUCAUGUAAGUAUUUGGUUUGGUCAUUCCAUGCCAGAGUGCUAA
This is a messenger RNA of Penicillium lagena, 849 nucleotides long. Its product is annotated as WD40 repeat domain-containing protein. Gene Ontology annotation, cellular component: Arp2/3 protein complex; actin cytoskeleton. Bases 1 to 849 code for a protein of 282 amino acids. Lineage: Eukaryota; Fungi; Ascomycota; Eurotiomycetes; Eurotiales; Aspergillaceae. Gene Ontology annotation, molecular function: actin filament binding. The transcript is spliced from 2 exons. Gene Ontology annotation, biological process: Arp2/3 complex-mediated actin nucleation. The record is from RefSeq and is a predicted model, not a curated record.